AUAAAAGAGGGUAACAGAUUUCGGUACCCUCUAAUGCUACCUUUAGACAUCAGAGUGAAUUUCGAUAACAAUAAGUUAAUUGUGAGUGAAAUAGAGGGGGUAAUAAAUAAGAUACAAAUCAAUGCUAAUUAAAAUCUGUGUAAUUGGUUAUUAAUAAUCAGCCUGGUUUUAAUCUCUUUCUCUCCUCAGGUGUUAAGUGGCUCUCUUUAUCUGAUGUGGAUAGUUUGAGGGGUACAUGGCUCAGAUUCUUGCUCUCUCACGUUCUCUUCACCUGCAGCACCCACUGCGGGUGGGCUUAGCAUCAUUGUACUCUCGCAGUAUGUCGUCAUUAGACACGCGAGCCCGGGCUGUGUUUUCUGCUGCGGUUGAAGCUGUGCAGCCAGACAUAGUGGUUCGCAGGGGUCUUGAGCGACAUGGAGACAAACUACUUGUGGAUGGACAGAGUUUCACGCUUACCAAUAACCUUUAUUUGGUGGGGUUUGGUAAGGCGGUGCUGGGCAUGGCAGCAGAAGCAGAGAGGAUUGUAGGGGACCAUCUAAUUAAAGGGGUGGUCAGUGUGCCUCAUGGUAUCCAGAAUACACUGCGAAAUCAUGGAAAAGCGAAGAUGCUGCUUGAAAGUCACAGCAGAAUUACAGUGAUGGAAGGAGCAAAGCACAAUUUACCAGAUAGAGAUGCCCUGAAGUCAGCAGAGUGUAUACGAGAACUGGCCAGCGGUCUGACUGAGAAAGAUGUGCUGCUUGUGCUCAUCUCUGGUGGUGGUUCUGCUCUUUUACCUGCUCCAGCCGCACCCAUGUCCUUACAGGAGAAACAGGAUGUGACACAAAAACUUGCAGCAGCAGGUGCAACAAUUCAGGAGUUAAAUACAGUGAGACGAGCCCUGUCAUUGUUAAAGGGUGGAGGUCUUGCCCAAUGUGCCAACCCAGCCAAGGUGGUGGCGCUGAUUCUGUCAGAUGUUAUUGGAGAUCCUCUGGAUUUGAUAGCCAGCGGUCCAACAGUCAGGAGUGACUCCCGGCCAGAGGAGAUCUGGGCUAUCUUGGAUCGUUAUAAGCUCUCCGACUCUAUUCCUUCCUCUGUAAAAGAGGUGCUUAGCAAAGCUAGGCCUUGUGAAUUGCAGGGGCAAGAACAUCCACAUGAAGUCAAAGACCAUGUUUCAAACGUUGUAAUUGGCUCAAACACCAUUGCUCUUGAAUGUGCAAGCCGUAAGGCCAUUGAAUUGGGACUUCGACCUGUCAUUCUAGCUCCAGGAGUAUGUGGUGACGUUCGUUCCCUUGCACGACUAUACGGGCUGCUCUCAAGUUUUGCAUGCUCCCCAGGAAAGGAACCUCCUCCAGAGCUUGCUGCAGAGAUCCUUCAGCUAGGGCCAGAUGUUGGGAUAGAAAGCUGGGAUUUGUGUCGCACCAUGAACGUGCUUGUAGAGGAGAGGAAGGAAGGCUGGGGUGCGACCUGUCUGCUAGCUGGAGGAGAACCCACUGUGCAACUGACAGGAAAGGGCAGGGGAGGGAGGAACCAGGAGUUGGCUCUGCGGGUGGGGCUUGAGCUCAGUGGUGGUGAAGUGAAGAGUGGUGCAGUGUUUCUCAGUGGAGGAACCGAUGGACAGGACGGCCCGACUGAGGCAGCUGGUGCCGUCACAGAUGGGGAACUGAUGGAAGAGGCCAUGUCUCAAGGUCUGGACAUUGAUGGCUUUCUCACCAAUAAUGAUUCGUUCACAUUUUUCUCACAGCUCUCUGAAGGACGACGGUUACUCAUGCCUGGACUGACAGGAACCAAUGUGAUGGAUGUGCAUGUUAUGCUGCUGCCACCAUCACCCCAGAGACUUCCAAUAAUUUGACUUUAGGUUGAUUUGUGUUUGGAAGCAACACAAUUAUGG
Messenger RNA from Rhinichthys klamathensis goyatoka, 1867 nucleotides. RefSeq names its product glycerate kinase (gene glyctk). Gene Ontology annotation, molecular function: glycerate kinase activity. Bases 236 to 1828 code for a protein of 530 amino acids. Gene Ontology annotation, cellular component: cytoplasm. The transcript has 4 exons. NCBI's taxonomy places the organism in Eukaryota, Metazoa, Chordata, Actinopteri, Cypriniformes, Leuciscidae. The record is from RefSeq and is a predicted model, not a curated record. Gene Ontology annotation, biological process: protein phosphorylation.